Pseudophryne corroboree (corroboree frog) is the source of this 8795-nucleotide messenger RNA. It is a transcript of the gene ROBO1, whose product is annotated as roundabout guidance receptor 1. Gene Ontology annotation, molecular function: axon guidance receptor activity; protein binding. Lineage: Eukaryota; Metazoa; Chordata; Amphibia; Anura; Myobatrachidae. Gene Ontology annotation, cellular component: neuronal cell body; plasma membrane; axon. The record is from RefSeq and is a predicted model, not a curated record. The transcript is spliced from 29 exons. Bases 1203 to 6035 code for a protein of 1610 amino acids. Gene Ontology annotation, biological process: synapse organization; axon guidance; Roundabout signaling pathway.
GCUGCUGCUGAGCCCAUGCAUCGCCUGCUUAGAAUGAAAUGGGGAUCUGCCCGAAUCUGAGCAGGAGACAAGAGGGAUAGACACAAGACUCUGCAAACUUCCCCGCAACAACCCACCUACAGUAAGAGCAGCAGCAGGACCUGCAUCAUCCGCUCUGGCUGCUCCAGCUUUGUAUCUGUGGAAGAGAGAAACAAGUACAGAAGGAACUAGUAGAAGUUGAUACUGCAGCAGGGAACAGUACAGAUCUGCCUGGCUGAGAGAUGUAGAUACAUGCCUUGGUGACUUUCUAUCAGGGAUAAGGUACAGCCUUGGCAGAGCAAGGGUGCCAUCUACGCUGCCAUCAAAGGAGUGCUGCGCUAAUUCCAUGUGCUGAGGUUUCCCCUUAUAUCCCUCCUCCUCCUCCUGCCCCGGCUGAUGAGCUCUCAGGCUGCACCAGGGUCUGAAGUUGGCACCAGCUUGGAGUGCACUGGAUGGGACGCACAGCAGCCCUGAGCUUGGAGCUGAGAGUUCUAGAGUGGUGACAGAGAAAAGUACUGAGAACUCUUUCUGCCCUUGCACUCUCCUUGCUUGGUAUAUUCCUGCGGUAGCCUGGACCAUUGGGCUGGAAGUUGCCCCCUGCUGCUAACACCUCAUCUCCAUCUCUGCCCCUACACCUCCCUAGCUUUGCAUAUUCCUGGAGGAGCCUGGACCCUAGGGCUGGAAGUUGCACCCUGCUGCUAAGGAGCACCUCAUCUCCACCUCUGCCCCCGCACCCCAUCUAGAUUUGUAUAUUCCUGGGGUAGCCUGGACCCUUGGGCUGGAAGUUGCCUCCUGAUGCUGAGGAGCACCUCAUCUCCACCUCUGCCCCCGCAUCCCAUCUAGAUUUGUAUAUUCCUGGGGUAGCCUGGACCCUUGGGCUGGAAGUUGCCUCCUGAUGCUGAGGAGCACCUCAUCUCCACCUCUACCCCUGCACCCCAUCUAGAUUUGUAUAUUCCUGGGGUAGCCUGGACCCUUGGGCUGGAAGUUGCCCCCUGAUGCUGAGGAGCACCUUUCUCCAUCUCUGCCCUCCUUGGAUUUAAAACCUAUCGCAGGAAACGUUGCUUAUAUUAAGCUCACUGGAUUUACAAUUCUCUCCCAAGGAAUUAUUUUUCUAAAUUCUGGUUUCUAAACCUCUUUGGGGGUUUCUGGGGCAUGAGAUUAAUCCCUGGCACUACUUGAGUACAAUGAUUGCGCCCUUUGCUCACUUUUGCUUGCUUUGUGGAAUAAUAUGCAUCUCAUCAGGCUCACGUCUUCGUCAAGAAGAUUUCCCACCUCGCAUUAUGGAGCACCCUUCAGAUCUUAUUGUCUCCAAAGGUGAACCUGCAACGCUGAACUGUAAGGCAGAGGGCAGGCCAACGCCUUCCAUUGAGUGGUACAAAGGGGGAGAGAGGGUGGAAACGGACAAAGAUGACCCACGCUCUCAUCGGAUGUUGCUACCGAGUGGAUCUCUAUUUUUUUUACGUAUUGUCCAUGGACGCAAGAGUAGGCCGGACGAAGGGGUUUAUGUCUGCGUGGCUCGGAAUUACCUCGGAGAGGCAGUGAGUCACAAUGCAUCACUUGAAGUUGCCAUUUUGAGAGACGACUUCAGGCAAAACCCGUCAGAUGUAAUGGUGGCGGUAGGAGAACCCGCGGUAAUGGAAUGCCAGCCUCCGCGAGGUCACCCAGAACCAACGAUAUCCUGGAAGAAAGAUGGGACACCAAUAGAUGACAAGGAUGAACGAAUAACAAUACGAGGAGGAAAGCUUAUGAUCACCUACACGAGAAAAAGCGAUGCAGGAAAAUAUGUCUGUGUUGGAACCAAUAUGGUUGGAGAAAGAGAAAGCGAGGUGGCGGAACUCACAGUACUGGAACGACCAUCCUUUGUGAGGAGGCCAAGUAACAUGGCAGUAACGGUAGACGACAGCGCUGAGUUUAAAUGCGAGGCGCGAGGCGAUCCUGUUCCUACUGUUCGCUGGAGAAAAGACGAUGGUGAUCUGCCCAAAACAAGGUAUGAAAUCCGAGAUGAUCACACACUGAAAAUUCGAAAGGUAAUAGCUGGGGACAUGGGAUCGUACACGUGCAUCGCAGAAAACAUGGUGGGAAAGGCAGAGGCAUCAGCUGUAUUAACUGUGCAAGAGCCUCCCAAUUUUGUGGUGAAGCCUCGCGAUCAUGUAGUUGCAUUGGGGCGUACUGUCACAUUCCAGUGUGAGGCGACAGGAAAUCCGCAACCGGCUAUCUUUUGGCAAAAGGAGGGCAGCCAGAACCUGCUCUUUUCCUACCAACCACCGCAGUCUUCCAGCCGUUUCUCCGUCUCUCAAACCGGUGACCUCACGAUCGUAAACGUCCAGAAGUCUGAUGUCGGCUAUUACAUCUGCCAGACUCUAAAUGUGGCGGGCAGCAUUACAACAAAGGCCUAUUUAGAAGUAACUGAUGUGGUCGCUGACCGUCCUCCACCAGUUAUUCGCCAGGGUCCUCAGAAUCAAACAGUAGCUGUAGACGGCACUUUAGUCUUAAAUUGUGUGGCUACAGGAAUUCCAGUUCCCACAAUCCACUGGAGGAAGGACGGGACACUUCUAACGACACAGGACUCUCGUAUUAAACAGCUGGAUACCGGAUCACUACAAAUCAGAUACGUCAAGUUAAGUGACACAGGCCGGUACACCUGCACUGCUUCUACUCCGAGUGGGGAAGCCAGUUGGAUAGCAUACAUUGAGAUUCAAGAAUAUGGUGUUCCGGUACAACCACCUCGAGCCACUGAUCCCAAUCUUAUACCAAGUGCUCCUUCAAAACCAGAGGUCACAGAUGUUAGCAGAAAUACAGUGACCUUGUCCUGGCAACCAAACUUGAAUUCUGGCGCAACUCCAACAUCCUACAUAAUAGAAGCCUUCAGCCAUGCAUCUGGAAGUAGCUGGCAAACAGUGGCCGAAAAUGUCAAGACUGAAUCUUUUGCUGUUAAGGGCCUGAAACCCAACGCAAUCUACCUCUUCCUAGUGAGAGCAGCUAAUGCAUAUGGACUAAGUGACCCGAGUCAAAUCUCUGACCCUGUAAAAACACAAGAUGUCCCUCCUACGAGCCAGGGUGUGGAUCACAAGCAAGUCCAGAGAGAACUCGGGGACGUGGUUCUACACCUUCAUAAUCCAACCAUCCUUUCAUCCUCUUCAAUCGAAGUGCACUGGACAGUAGACCAGCAGUCCCAGUACAUUCAGGGUUACAAGAUCCUCUACAGGCCCAGCUUAGACAGUCGUGGGGAAUCUGCUUGGUCCAUAUUUGAAGUCCGCACCCCUGCAAAAAACAGCGCAGUCAUCCCUGAACUUAAAAAAGGUGUAAACUAUGAAAUCAAAGCCCGACCUUUCUUUAACGAGUUCCAGGGAGCCGACAGCGAAGUACGGUUUGCAAAGACCCUGGAAGAAGUACCCAGCGCUCCCCCUCAGGGCGUAACAAUCACUAAGAAUGAUGGAAACGGAACUGCAAUUGUAGUUACUUGGCAGCCACCCCCUGAAGAGAACCAAAAUGGUUUGGUCCAAGAAUACAAGGUUUGGUGUCUCGGUAAUGAAAGCCGGUAUCACAUUAACAAGAGCGUUGAUGGUUCAACUUUGUCAGUAGUGAUACCCUACUUAGUUCCUGGCAUCAAAUACAGUGUGGAAGUGGCGGCUAGUACCGGGGCCGGACCGGGGGUGAAGAGUGAGCCGCAGUUUAUCCAGUUGGAUUCCUUCGGAAAUCCAGUGUCUCCAGGUGACCAAGUGAGCCUCGCCCAGCAGAUAUCCGACGUGGUGAAGCAGCCGGCAUUUAUUGCCGGAAUAGGAGCUGCUUGUUGGAUCAUCCUGAUGGUAUUCAGUAUCUGGUUGUACCGCCAUCGCAAGAAACGCAGCGGACUCAACAGUACCUAUGCUGGAAUCAGGAAAGUCCCGUCUUUUACCUUCACACCAACAGUGGCAUACCAGCGCGGUGGGGAAGCUGUAAGCAGCGCCGGCAGGCCGGGUCUCUUAAAUAUUGCAGAACCUGCAGCUCAGCCCUGGCUUGCCGAUACGUGGCCAAACACCGGAAACAGCCACAACGAGUGCCCCAUUAACUGUUGCACGUCUGGGAAUGGGAGCAGUGAUAACAAUCUUGCCACUUACAGCCGACCAGCCGAUUGCAUAGCAAAUUACAACAACCAGUUGGAUAACAAGCAGACCAACCUGAUGGUGCCGGAUUCAGCUGUUUAUGGUGACGUCGAUUUAAGCAACAAAAUCAAUGAGAUGAAAACCUUCAACAGCCCAAAUCUGAAAGACGGGCGCUUUGUCAGCGCGGCUGGUCAGCCCACCCCGUACGCCACCACGCAACUCAUUCAGUCCAACAUCAGUAACAACAUCAACUCGUCCAGCGGCGACAUGGAAGAAAAACACUGGAAGCCGUCUGCUCAACACAAGCCGGAUAUUGCUCCGAUGCAGUACAACAUCAUGGAGCAAAACAAAAUCAACAAAGAUUACCGAGCCUCAGACACUAUGCCAGCCACAAUUCCCUACAACCAGUCCCAUGAGCAGAAUACCGGCGGAUCAUACAACAGCUCGGACCAUGGAAGUAGUACAUCAGGUAGUCAAGGUCACAAAAAGGGAUCUCGUGUCCCUAAGGGGUCUAAACAGGCUGGCAUGAACUGGGCGGAUUUGUUGCCACCACCACCGGCACACCCACCGCCACGUGGAGCCAGUGAAGACUAUACUCUAUCAGUGGAUGAGAGCUAUGACAGGGAACUACCUUGUCCAAUGCCGCCAACAAGAAUGUAUCUCCAGCAAGAUGAGCUAGAAGAAGAAGAUGAGAGAGGCCCAACCCCACCAAUAAGAGGUGCUGCUUCAUCCCCAGCCGCUGUGUCCUAUAGCCACCAGUCUACUGCCACCCUUACUCCGUCCCCUCAGGAGGAGCUCCAACCCAUGCUCCAGGAUUGUCAGGAGGAUUUAAGUCUUGUUCAACACCAGCUUGAAAGAAGACGACAUCAAAUAAGUCCUCCUCCACCCCCAAGACCUAUAUCUCCACCUCAUACAUAUGGGUACAUUUCUGGACCAAUCGUCUCUGAUAUGGACACAGAUGUUCCAGAAGAGGAAGGGGAUGAAAUGGAGGUUGCCAAGAUGCAGAGCCGCAGGCUUCUAUUACGUGGCUUGGAGCAGACACCUGCUUCCAGCGUUGGAGACUUAGAAAGCUCCGUCACUGGAUCUAUGAUCAAUGGAUGGGGUUCUGCCUCUGAAGAAGACAACGUCUCCAGCGGACGAUCUAGUGUCAGUUCUUCUGAUGGCUCGUUCUUCACAGAUGCUGACUUUGCACAGGCCGUUGCAGCCGCCGCAGAAUAUGCUGGAUUAAAAGUAGCGCGACACCAAAUGCAGGACGUAGCAGGCGGCCGCAGACACUUCCAUGCUGUACACUGUCCUAGACCUACAAGCCCUGUGUCCACCGAUAGUAACAUGAGCACUGCCGUCAUGCAGAAAAGCCGCCCGACCAAAAGACAGAAACACCAGCAAGGACAUCUACGGAAAGACGUCUACACAGAUGAUCUACCACCUCCACCUCUGCCCCCUCCUGCCAUUAAAUCCCCAACUGGACCAUCCAAAGCACAACUAGACAUGCGUUCUGGCAUGCCUCAGAAGUAUGCUCCUACUGAGCAAAGACUAGAUAGACCUACAGAAAGAAAGGGCGUCAACUACAGAGGAAGGGAUGGAGCGGAUACCAGGCAGCACGCAGAUGUCCGGACAAACUCUGGAGAAAGGAGAGAGUCUGUUGAGCAGCAAUUGGAUGGGAAGAUCAAAAGAGGGAAACCAGCAAGGAGAGAUGGCACGCCAACAAAAAAUCCUCAGUUACAAGAGGACAUCCCACCAUAUUGUAAACCAACAUUCCCUACAUCAAAUAAUCCUCGGGACCCUAGUUCCUCCAGCUCAAUGUCUUCAAGAGGAUCCGGUGGAAGACGGAGGACAGACCAAGGAUCAGGGCGACGGAAUGCCGCAGAGAUGCAGCUAUUAGGGACAUAUGACCGAACAGUUGAUGAAGAUGAAAUUGAGGAAACAGAAAGUUGAAGGGUGAAGAUGGAGAUGGCGGAGACGCUAUCAGAUAGUAAAUCCCUCAAGAUGCCUCAAGAUGAAUGACGUUAAGCCAGAGAUGCUGUUCAGUGCAAUCAGAAUAUACGCGCUCUUUCAUUUUAUACCCAUGAUAACAGCUGAACACACUUUUGCUUCAUUUGUUUACACCCACUUUAUAUAAGACCACCCUGAUACUGUAUUUCCCUUGCCCCUCCCCCCAAAAGCAGCACUUACCCCAGACACCGUCUUUACUGCUCCAGCCACCGAGGCCGGUAGUCAGGUCUCUGAGGUGUUGGUGCCAAGUAGGCUGCUUUAGAAAAACAGACGACAGAAGGUGCCAAGACUGGAAUCUUAAGCUGAUUGCCUAUCAAGCCGAUGACGUCUGUUGCCUAUCCAGCCCCACCAGAAAGUGUCGGAGCUCGCUGCUUCUGAAUCACCAAAGCAACCAAUGUCCAUCCGCAAUUUAAGGCAACCUUUCAACCAAUGGAAAUCCAUGCACAAAUGUCUAAUGUUUUCACGACUGAGCAUCGGAUUGCAUUAAGUGAAUAUGGGUUUAAUCAAGGAUGAUUUCAUUGUAGACCUGAAAUUACUGUUCGCAGUAUUGACUUUCAUACCCUUAGUUAUAAAAAAAAGUAUGGAGGUGAUUUCAUUGUAAAUAUGUACUUUUUUCAUACGUUCCUGUGGUACUUGUUUCCCCCAUGUCCAUCAUUAAGCGUAUCUUUGGUAUUACGUCCUAUUGAUUAUGCGGAAGUCAAGCCAGUCAAACACCUGGUGGUCUUGGGAUACGUAACAUGAAAAUCUUACAGAAAAUCAUUUAUUUUUCCAUUCAACAACAUUUGUAGGAAAAAAACGAAGAAGAAAAAACAAAAAAGUAUAACAUUUGUAAUAGACACCAAGCGAGAAACUGCUAGCGCUAUUUGUGUUAUUAUUGAAUGACGCCUCAUUACAGAGUCAAUCCAAUUUUAGAAAAAGUGCCACUUCAGGAAAUUUGGUUUGAUAUGGUUAUUUUGUAAUGCACUGUUUUGUUGGUUUUAAAAGCACAAUCACUAAACUUUAUUUUUAAACCAUUGCAUCUAUUAACCUUUUUUUUGUCUUAUUGAAAAAUGUUGAAAAAUCAUUAUUAUUAUUAUUAUUAUUAUUAUUUUUUGUUUCGUACAUGCGUUUUUGUUUAAUGCUGAGUUUAUUGUCAAACUGUAUGGAAAGAUAACAGGUGGUCAAGAGUACUUUGUUUUUUAUCUAUGGCUCAAAUAAUAAGCUGUGUGAAGUUUUUGGCUUUUAUCAUUACUGACAGGAUAGAAAGGAUUCUUUUUUAGAGGAAAGUCCGUAAAAUAAUGUUUUCUCCUUCGGGGCGUUCAGUAGUGACAAAUGCUUGUUGCACAUCUUAUUAUCUUUAUUUAUACCAUAGGGGGCACCAUCCAUGUUGUACAGUAUGUGAAACUUCUGACUAUUAAAAGGGCAGUUAGAUUUCAUCUCUGUGGUACAGGAGCUAUCGUUACGUUUUUAAUAAUCAAUCACUGAAUUUAAUAAUUGAAUUUUAAAUUGCUUGUGAAUUACUGUACUAAUUUUUUUGUGUGAGUGUGUGGUUGUGUCAGUGGGGAGUACACAUACAUUGCACAAUUAAGCUUACUAAAAGUCCGUUCUCCAUUAUUUUUUUUCAUGCUAGGUGAUUUAUUAUACAAGAAUAAUAGAGCCACAUUUCUACGAAAUUCAUGAAGAGGCUUUAAAUUGCAGAGGCGGAGCCGGGGGGUGGGAUGGGGGGCAAUAUGGUGGGGGUGUGAUGAUACAUAGACCAUCUCCUUCUGCACUCUGAUCAGUGGAUGACCGUUGCGAUCCACCAAUCAGUGUGCUGGUGAGAAACGGACAGAGGAUGCUGCCUGGCUGCUCUGAUGUGUUUAAUACAUAAGAGCAGCUGCCAGACACUUGUGUGUAGUGUGCAAGUAGGGACAUGUCCAAGGGUGCAGAGAGUUGGGUGACUACUUAACCGGGCCAGGGCUUGUUGGAGAAUCCCGGCGGGGGCCGAAUCUGCCCCCCUCCCCACUAGUUACCUGUCAGUGGAUGCAGCCUCUCUCCCCACCACAUGAUGCUGUGUGCUGUACUGUGGUGGGACCCGGGAGGCUGCAGUCUCCUCCGCCUGCAUGAUGUUGUGCAAGGGGGCGGGUGACUGCACCGAUCAGUGCUGGCCCUGGCUAAGGAGCAUGGUGCACAUCGUUGUUUCAUAUUUUUGGGGAUACGGUUCAUGACCACACCUCCAUAAUUAGGCAAUUCCCACUAGAGUACCUGGGAUUAGCUUCGCUCUCUGUGGCCCUAGAUCCACCAGUCAUUAAAUAGAAUAUAAGAUUUUUUUAUUAUUUUUUUCAUGCCGUUUUGGUGCAAUCCACAGUGGGAACAAAGGGGAUCAUUCUGACCCGAUCGCACGCUGCACUUUUUCGCAGCGGUGUGAUCGGGUCAGAACUGCGCCGGCACCGCAGAGCGACGGCGUAUGCCAGACGACCGAAGGCCAUCGGGCCGCUACGAUCGCCUCUGCCUGAUUGACAGGCAGAGGCGUUCGCUGGGCGGGGGAAGGCGGAAUGGCUGCGUUAUGGCCGCCAGAUUGUGGGCGUGGUCCGGACAACGCAGGCGUGGCCGGACCGAACGGGGGCGGGCCGCAUCAGCUGUGUGACGUCACAUGCAGCCGCUGCGGGCCGGGGAGCGAUGAGUAGCUCCCGGACAGCACGCUAAAGCUGCGCUGGUCAGGAGCUACUCUUGAAGUGCAAAGGC